Messenger RNA from Penicillium angulare, 1707 nucleotides. Its product is annotated as origin recognition complex subunit 2. The transcript has a single exon. Gene Ontology annotation, molecular function: DNA replication origin binding. The record is from RefSeq and is a predicted model, not a curated record. NCBI's taxonomy places the organism in Eukaryota, Fungi, Ascomycota, Eurotiomycetes, Eurotiales, Aspergillaceae. The coding region runs from base 1 to 1707 and encodes 568 amino acids. Gene Ontology annotation, cellular component: nuclear origin of replication recognition complex; nucleus. Gene Ontology annotation, biological process: DNA replication.
AUGAAGCGCAAGCUCUCAGAUUCCGGUCUGGAAAAUGGCCUUGCUGGUUCGACUCCGAAAAGGCCGCGGAGAGCUCUGGUCCAAGCCAAUGGCACCGUAAAUGGCCACGCGCCAACCCAGUCACCUCCCAACGACACUGCAACAUACGAGCUCCCUCCUAACCAAUCCACACCUAAAAAGUCCAAUUCCGUCACCGCGACCCCGCUGAAGGAAUCUGGAUUGAAAACGCCUACUCAUAAAUCGAGGGCUAAGAAUUUGUUCGCAACUCCCACGAAACCUAAGACGCCUGGCGGAGGUACCCCGGCUCGAUUGAAGAAUGCCGAUCGAUCUGCGAAGAAGAAGAGUGCCAGGGUCUUGUUUGAACAAGAUGACGAUGCCGAGUGGGAUGGCUCAGAACAACUUGCGGCAGAGAUUCUCCAGGAGGACGAGGAGGAUGACUUCGAGCCCGUGAAGGAAACCGGGAACGCGACCAAGGUGGUGGAAAGUGUAGAAGGAGAAGGCGACGCCGAGAAACCGAAGGGUAAAGAUGCGAAAGCACCGAAGCGUCGAGCCGGAAGACCUAAAGGAGCAAAGAAUAAGCGAUCACCAACGCCAGAAGGUGAACUUCCCGCUCACGAGCGCUAUUUCUUCCAGAACCGCGCAGGAACCAGCAAAACAUCAAAUAAGACUUUGAUUAAGGUUCCAUUGCUGACCCAUGAAGAAUACUUUGAGAAAUUGGGUCAUCUGGUGGAUCCCUGCAAGGAAGAAAAGGAUUAUCUACUCACAUUGCACCAUCGGUCGUUCUCGCAGUGGAAUUUUGAGUUUGAGGAAGGAUACAAUAUCUGUCUAUAUGGUUAUGGAUCGAAGCGAAAGCUUGUACAGGGAUUUGCCGAUUGGGUCUAUCAACAUUCCGUUUCUGAUAACCCUCCCAUCGUGAUAGUCAAUGGCUAUACACCUGGUAUCUCCAUCCGUUCGAUCUUUGCUAUGAUUGUAGCCGCUUUGUUGGGUGAUGAUCUCCCCUCCAAACUGGGUUCACAGCCAACUGAAGUAUUGGAGCUUCUUCAAUCAGCGCUCAGUAAUCGACCAAUUCAUGAAGGCCCAGUCACAGUGUUGAUCAACUCGGUUGACGCUCCGCCUCUACGUCGUGCAACUAACCAGGCCCUUCUCGCUCGUUUAGCUGCUACGCCCCGUAUCCGUCUCCUUGUCACGGCUGAUACACCCAACUUCACAGUGAUGUGGGAUAUCAGUCUGCGUGACCAGUUGAACUUCCUUUUCCACGAUGGCACUACAUUCACACCCUUUGCAGUCGAAUCAGAUGUCGUGGACGAAGUAAACGGCCUGCUUGGUCGUAAGGGUCAACGUGUCGGUGGCAAGGACGGAGUGGGAUUCGUACUAAAGAGUCUUCCGGAGAACGCUCGCAACUUAUACCGCCUCUUACUUACGGAAGUUAUCACUAUCAUGGAUGACGGACACCAGUCUGACGACGAGGGUGGAGCGGAUAACAACAAGGCCCCCGAUGACCACGGUAUAGAGUUCCGUUUACUAUACCAGAAGGCGACAGAGGAAUUCAUCGCAUCGUCCGAGAUGAUGUUCCGCACUUUGUUGAAGGAGUUCCACGAUCACCAAAUGAUCACCUCACGCAUGGAUCCCAGUGGUGUGGAGAUUCUAGGUGUGCCACUGUCUCGGGAUGAAAUGGAGGGUGUGUUAGAGGAUCUGGUACUUGGCUGA